AAAAAUAAUUGGUAUACAGUUUUGGGGCAGGCUUGUGUAUUUUUUUUUUCCUCGGCUUGUUUUCAUUCGGAGUGAGGGAUCGUCGGAGUUGACCAAACAAAUGUGUGCCGUGGAGUCACGAAUCGGUGCAUCACAGUUCAGGUGGAUCUAGAUGAUGGACACGGAGAAGAGAAUCCAAAGGAGUACGCGCGGACUACACGAUCAGAUUUCACCGCUACAUUUCACGAAUCAGUAACAUCUACACAUUUCCUCAGACUCGUAUGACAACAGCGGGCGAUCACUGGCCGGUGGUUGUCCUACCGCAGGACAGUGAGUGUCUGGUGCCGAGUUUGAUUCGCUACCUUACUGCGAAGUUGCUGUCGCGCUUACCUGUUUAUAUGAGUUUUGAAUGCGUAAUGAGGUUUACAUUGGCGAGACCACUUGUUGAAAUCUCACAAAACUAAGUUCAGUGUUGUAGAAAAUACGAUUGAUUGAAUUGACCAUAUAAGUGGGCCGUUUAAAGAGUCGGCCGACUGUUUGUUGUCAUUUAUAGUUCGUUUGUGAUCAAUCGGUUGUGAUAUUUCGAUCGUGUCAUAUCGCUCAUUAGCUGGUUAGCUGUCACGCCUGACUUUAUCCUGUAACUGACCGAGCAAUAUCAAUCAAUUACACGCAUUUAGACAGUUAUAUCACCAGCUGUCUAUCUUAAUUCGUAAAUAAUGGUAGGCACUUAAAUAUGUAUGCGCAAUAACAACAAUAUACAUAAUAAGUGUUCUCGUCAGAAUCCAAAGUAUUUAGCUCGCUAGCUAGAGUCGUUACUAUAAAUCCAAGUUAAUAUUUAAGCUUUUCUGGUUGGCAUUGCACAGUAUUCCACAUUUUUCCCCACGAUACCAAGCAAGAGCUGGUUUAGUGAUGCCAAAGAAAACAGUCAUAAACACUUGAAUAUUUAGCGAUGUCCAGUUUCCUGACAAACUUUGAGCAAAUUCUGCUCAUCGCCUUUAUACAAAUAUUGGCGUUAUAAGUAUAAAGAAUUCGUAUAUAUUCUCGUUACUUUGCACUUAAGCUGAAUUAAGUCCAUUAAGUCGUUAACAAUACGGUUUCAUCGCGUUUUCCAGCUCAUUAAUGGUGGCAAAUCUCAUGUCAUUAAAGCCACCUCGUCAAACCUCUCUAAAGCAUCUGGACUGCACUCUUACACGCUUUUCAGGCAUGAAAGGACCAAUUAAACACAUUUGACUUCUCUAUCGACAACAUUCAACCGUUAGUUCCCUGCGAAGUUGAUCUCGAAACUCUGCGGCCCAACCAUGUCUGGAUCCCCGGGCUCGAGUGGCUCCAACCCGCGGAAGUUCAGCGAGAAGAUCGCGCUGCACAACCAGAAACAGGCGGAGGAGACGCGGGCCUUCGAUCAGCUCAUGACAGACCUCACCGUCUCAAGGGUGCAGUUCCAGAAGAUCCAGCAGCUCCGUCUGUCACAGAACCGGGCACAGUACUAUGGUGGCUCGCUGCCCAACGUCAACCAAAUAGGCAAUGCAAGCACUGAUUUCCAGGGGACUUUUCCCUCCGGACUGGACUCUGUGCGAGGGACCAGACACCAUGGUCUGGUGGAGAGGGUUCAUCGAGACCGCAAUCGGAUCAACUCACCGCACUGCAGGCCCAUCGACAAGCACGGGCGGCAGGCUGAGAGCUCUCCAUAUGGAACGAUGUACCUUUCUCCUCCCUCUGACAACAGCUGGAGAAGGGAGCAACCGCCAUGGACCGAAGAGAAACGCCCUGGAUUUAGAUUAAUAUCACAGCUUAACAGAACAAACUCUGACUCAGCUCUGCACACCAGUGCCAUGAGCCCAAACCCACAGGAUCCUUUUGGCAGGAACCAGCAGAUGGGCAGAGGACCUCCUCAGCGAAACGCCAGCAUGAAUGAAGCAGAGGUGGACAAUUCUGGAGAUGUGUUCUCAUUUCAUUCUGUCCCUAAUGAGGAGAAUCUGCUCGGAGUGAAUAAGCCACUGCCAAAACAAUUAUGGGAGGCCAAAAAGGUAGACUUGGCCGGCCUGCACGCAGUGACUCAUAAAGCCAUUAUUGGUUUCAUUAAGGUGGUUCAAGAAGCACUUUUAACCCCUGAAGCUGAUUAUGUCAUGUUUGCUGUCCUCGUAGGGCUGUCAUCCUCUCUAAGCAACCCUUCCAUCCAGGCGUCCCUCACCAACUCUCAGCUACACUCAUCUCUCAGCAAUCCAUCAAUCCACACAUCUCUGCGUCUCUCCUCGCUGUCCAACCCUCCUCCGACGGGCCUGGCGAGUUCACCCAGGAGAAGGCCGGCCCCCAUUAGUCCCCUGACACUCUCUCCAGGGGGCGAUCAGAGGCGAAGCCUGGGCAAGCAGCUCUCCCCGACAAUGUCGCCCUCUCUCUCUCCGAUCACACAGGGUGUUGCCUUGGACACCAGCAACUUGCCGAUGGAGCCGCCCCCUCCCUACCCCCUUUACCAGCAAACCCAGCAGCCCCUGCAGCAGCAUCAGCAGCAGCAACCUCCUCCCCAGUCCCAUCCGUCUAUUCAGCAGAGCUCUCAGCAUCCAGCGGUGCAGCAACGACCAACAGGUGGCCAACAGCAGCACCAGCAGCACCAGCCUGUGUCCCCACUGCAGAGCGUCCCGCUCGACUUUAAUUCCAGUGCUCACAACAGCAUGGGGGCAUUUUUUAAUGAUCCCUUUAUGGAGCUGCAGUUUUCUGGACGUCAGUCCAAGUGUUCGUCCUAUCAGCAGGAUCAGUAUAAUAUGUUGGAGAAUGUCAUGAGCUCUGUGGCAGGAGGGUUUGACCCUUCCUCCAACCUCUACUACUCCCAGGCUGCCCUCAUGGGCUUGGGUGGUAGCCAUGGCAACCUGCAAGACCACCUUCAGAUGAGGCCCAAUAUGCUCUACUCUAAUUGUGGAGGAGGAGUGCCGAACAUCAUCCUUACAGACGACUCUAAUCCCAGCCUCUCUAAGGACAUCAGCAGUGUGUUGUCUGCAGUGCCAGAGUGUUUUGACUCAGAGGGAAUUUUUCCACUGGAGGAUGAACUACGUAUUGAGCCGCUCAGUUUGGAUGGACUGAGCAUGCUCAGUGACCCCGAUAUGGUCCUCCCUGACCCCUCAGUAGAGGACAGCUUUCGCAGCGACAGACUUUGAAGAGCCACAUCAUGCAUGUAUACAUUCAUACAAACAAGUCCACGAACGUGACGACUAAAGCACAGAACCUAUAGCACUCAGAUUUCUAUAAACAUAAAAAGAUCUUUACAUUUUCUUAAACACAAAGCGCAUGCAUAAACACUACAUGUUGAUAUAAAGUGAAUCAUCAUGCUCGCAUGAGUCACCCAGACGCCGUCUCUCAGUGGCCGCCAUUGCUCAGCAUGCUCCAUCUGCCUCCCAAGACACCAAUCAUCACUCAACAGAUGUGUGAAACCUAUCUGGAUGCUUCGCACGUGCUUUGACCUGUAAAGACAAUGAAACAAACAAAUAUGCAUGAACACAUGAACCUGCCGUGUAUCUACUCCUUGUGCCGAGUGACAAUCACGACACCGAAGCCAUAGCAAUGCCAAUCCGAUGGCUGAAUCGUGCUAUUGUAUUGCUGGUCUAAUUCAAAGCCAUGCAACCAAAACAAAAUGAAUGUGCUUGUUUUACACAUUGCUUUUGGAUGUUAUCAGUAGGUCACACCAGCUUUCAAUAACAUUUCGGUAGCAGCAAAAGGAUGGGACCAUCCUGAAUGUGGAGACGGUGUGAAGAUGACAAUAUGACGUGUUAUGGAACAGAAGUAGUCCACAGCCGGCCUAAUACCAGCCCAUAUUGAUGCACCAAAUGCUGUGAUAUGAGACACCAGCAGGAUGGGUAGAGCCUUCCCACCUCGCCACACCACCCGAACUCUGUUUCAGUACCAAGACCAGAACAUGUUCGGUGUAAUGAACCGUCUGGCUCGGGCUACUGAGUAGCAGACACAUUUAAACUAACCAACAGUCUCUGGUGUCACUGCCUGAAGUUUAGAACUAAGCUAACCGCAUGAUAAUGCUGUGCGACAGGUUUUUUCAAUCAGCGAAUCAGCAAUCACUUUGCUGGCCCGUAGAUGAGCCAAAGCCACUCAUACACGCUCCAGGCUGUGAAAACUCAGUCCGUCCUUCAGAAUGUGGCCAGUGCCCCUUAUUCAAAUGACAGGAGAUGAGAAUUCAAUGAAUUAUACCUCUCUUCCUGCACAGUGACGUACUAUAAAGAGAGGGGGAGUGUAGAUGAUGUGUAUAGAGCAUUAUUUUGCAUAUUUUUUGUAUAAAAAGAAAAAAACGAUAAAAGAGAGCUUUGCCACAUAUAUAUAUAUGCCUCACAAUUUUCUGACUAGAAUGUAUUUUUGAAACAGAAAAAGGGCAAACUGUUUACAAAGAUACUACGAAUUGUGAGUAGGCGCUGAAAUUUUUAUGAUUUUGGUAUAAAUCUAAAAGAAAAAAAAACAUUUGUAUUUCGCUGAUAUUGAUCCAGUCCAUAGUUAGCGAAUAGAAGCUUUGGCUAUGCAGAACUUUAGCACAGGACUGUCUCAGACGGCAGGAACAAUCUAGACCAUAAAAAGGAACUGUUUUACUUGUAUAUUUACUAUAUCUUUGUGCUUAUUUCAGAUUUUAUACAGACUUGUAAUGCGGCUUCUAAUAUGUCAGUUGUAUUUGUACUUGUUAAUCUGUUCAUGUUCUAUCCAUUUGAACUUUUGUUGUGGACGUCUUCUUUCGUGAACGUUUGUUGUGAAGGUAUUUCUCACUGUUGUUCAGCAUGGGCCCUCUCUCUGCAGCUCUGAUCCUUGUGAGGGGUUUUUACGAGAAAAAAAAAUAACACUUUGGGAUUUUUAAAUGUUUUUAAAAGGUGUGAUUUGUGGACUUGGGACAUAUGUAUCAUUGUUAUUGCUCAUGUUGAAGUUUGCACUGAUCUGAACAAAAUUGAUCUUUUGAUUUUAAGCAGUAGUUUUUAUUUUGGCGAAAAUGUUAUUUGCGAUGACGCAAAGACGUCUGCUUUUUUGAGGGCUCUUGCCUGCUCGGCAUGUUAUGCAUGUGAAGACUUUGAAAUGAAUGCAGUAUAUUUUGUGAAUGAUUAGAUUCAAAUGACCAAAUAUUCUGAGAUGAAGAAAGAUGUCUAAAUAUAGUUCAGGAAUGUAAUUUUUUUUCACCAUAUCGUGAGUCAUUUUAUGCCCAUCUCUUGCCUCUUGACUGCCAGAUCUGGGCAAAAUGUUCCCAGAGAAACGGUUAUAACCAAAAUCCAGAAAUCCAAAACACACAUUUCUAUCUGUGUUGUCAUCUGUGUAGCUUUCUAUUCCACUUCCACAGGUUGGUAAUAGAAAGCAAAAACAACAUUAUCUGUGUGCCAUGUCCACAAUUUUUUUGUUUUUGCUAUGUAUUUUUGCAUUCAUCCAGGUCAUUACAGAGUUUUGAGUUCAAAACCAUCUUGUUGGUCAAAUUAAUCAAGACGCUUUUACUAAAAUUUUUCCUCUUUUUGUUGUGCAUUGUUCAUUGUGGUCCAAGUAGGCGAGAAGAGAGAAUGAUUGACACAAGCAGAGACUUAAGGUGUGGUGACAUUAGCGACAUUUCGUGGGUAAAAAAGGUUCAUUGUCUAUUGUAAAUGGUGGAGCGAAGCACAGAAGUCACUUUCAAACCAGUUUUCUGUUGGUCAGUGUGGCGAAUCUGUAUGACUUAACUUGAACCUACUGCGAAAUCAAUAUUUGAAAACUUUUGCUGGAAAUUCCCAAUUGCAUAGAUUUCUGUUGAAAUGACUGGAUUUAGCCCACGAAAAUUAGCCGAACAACAUUAAUGUGAACCACACUAUAAACCCCUGGAUCUAAUCUUUGAUAAAUCUGGUCCCUCAUGUACAAAAAGCAGAACCAGAUUUGACUUUCACCCCCUGCAGCUGCAGUUUUUUUUUUUUGUAACAUUGUUCUUUAGGUGUGUUAGGACCUAUUUUAAGAGAACAUAAUGUUUAAGAGGGUUGCAGACAGAAGCACUGGGCUGUUGAGCAUGUUUUGCUGCAUCCUGUUUCUGCAAAAAAAGUCUCUCUCUUUAUAUAAAUAACGUCUUUUUUUCGUCUCAUUGUGUCGUCAUCUCAGUUAACUUUUGAAAUGUUUCAUGAAUAUUAACAGUGGCAUCAUAUUUUAUAGUCUUCGGUGGUUUCAUUGGGUCUGAUGGUUUGUUUCUGCCUCGGAUGACGUGAGAGUCUGUUCCCAUCAUUCAUUCUCUCUCUCUGGAAGGAGUUUUUAUCUUCUCCUGCCUUAUUCUUGCUCUUGACCACUUGCUGUCCCUUUGAGUGUACAGUGAUACUCUCUUUAAUUUCCUCCCCCUGUAUUUCCAGGCCCUGUGCUCUAAUGGCAAAACAGGUGUUUAUUGGCUUUUUUAAAUGUAGUCUUCAUAACAAGAUAUUAGUUGUGUUUCUUCUGUUUAUAGAAGGAAUUCUUUUUUUCUUUGUUUUUGUUGUUGUUUUUUUGUCACCUUUAAAAAAAA
Sinocyclocheilus grahami is the source of this 6451-nucleotide messenger RNA. Its product is annotated as CREB-regulated transcription coactivator 3-like. The record is from RefSeq and is a predicted model, not a curated record. Lineage: Eukaryota; Metazoa; Chordata; Actinopteri; Cypriniformes; Cyprinidae. The transcript has 14 exons. The coding region runs from base 1278 to 3125 and encodes 615 amino acids. Gene Ontology annotation, molecular function: cAMP response element binding protein binding. Gene Ontology annotation, cellular component: cytoplasm; nucleus. Gene Ontology annotation, biological process: positive regulation of transcription by RNA polymerase II; protein homotetramerization.